Molecule: messenger RNA, 2620 nt
Organism: Musca domestica (house fly)
Lineage: Eukaryota; Metazoa; Arthropoda; Insecta; Diptera; Muscidae
Exons: 3
Coding region: 373-2529 (718 amino acids)
Biological process (GO): regulation of DNA-templated transcription
Cellular component (GO): nucleus
Molecular function (GO): DNA-binding transcription factor activity, RNA polymerase II-specific; RNA polymerase II cis-regulatory region sequence-specific DNA binding; zinc ion binding
Source: RefSeq, a predicted model, not a curated record
UUAGAGAAUGUGUUCUGUUUUCCUCAUGUCUCAUUCGUAAACAACAGAUGUCCCUCGGGUUAUGCAUUACACUCAUUCGUAAACAACAGUAUUAUCAAGUAUUCCUUUUUGGCCUUUAAAUUCGUUUCGGUGGGAACUACUUUCAUUUUGGUUUCCCACGCGCCUCUUCGCCCAAGUCCAUAAUCGAGUUCCAGAACUUUGAGUACUAAAGGUCGGUUAUUCGAUUAAUCGGAAGUCGACUUAACUAUCCCUAGUCCGUCUUUUAAAUAACUGCCGCUGGCUUCAGGGACUUUCUCACGGAAACCCAAGAAGGAGUUACAGGAAAUCGCCACAAAACAAGAAUAACUAGGGUAACAAAGAAAUUUACCAAAUAUGGGAGACAUAGACUAUCCAAAUUUGGAGAGUAUAUGCCGCUUGUGUUUGAAAGAAGAUGCUGGAAUCGUUUCCAUUUUUCCUCUCCCCGAGGUUAAACUUGAAAAGAAUUCAGUCCAUAUAUCUAUUCCAAUGCGUAUAAUGUCCUGUGUUGCACUUGAGGUACAAUCGCACGAUGGCUUACCAGCAAAGAUAUGCCCAGAGUGUCGUUAUCAUUUGGAGAAAUUCUAUUUGUUUCGCAAACAAAGCCAAGCCUCGGACUCCAAAUUAAGGAAGCAUAUACGUCUUCUCAGUUUGGGUAAAAAGAGCAAAGUUUUCAAAAAGGCUACUGAUGAUGAUGACGACGAUGACGAGUUGGAAUUCCAGGAUUCUAUAGAUUUCAUAAAAGACCACGAGGACAAAUUGAAAGCUGAUGAAGAAUCAAAACUCCAACGUUUAAAAGAUGAAAUGAAAUUAGAAAAAGAGGCCGAAUUGGAGCGAUGUAAGGCAGAUAUGAAGAUUAAAUGUCGUGAAGAAGUUAAGAAGGAAGUUGAGCAGUUGGUGAGAAAGGAGUUGCAGCAGGAAAUGCAAAAAGAACUCAAUGAAAGUAUUAUGCCAAAGAUACGUAAUGAAUGUUUACAGAAAGCUAGAGAAUCUCUACGCGAAGAAGUACGAGAAGAGUGUCGUGAAAUAGAAAUGAAAACGCUUUUAGAUGACCUGCAGGUGUUUCUUAAGGAACGUCAAGGAGCACAAACAAAAACGACUACGGUAAAUUCUCAAUUCGCAGCAAGUAGUGAAGAGCCUGGAACCAAACGACCUCGUCUUUCAACCAAUACAAGCACAAUACAACUCAUACAAAUUGGCAAUUCCACAACAAAACCAAUAAAUAUAUUUACAACAAACCAACAAAUUCAGCGGCAACAGGAUAAAAUGCCAACAAGUGUUAAAACUCAAUCGAUUUUAAAUGAAAUUAACUCAGAUAUGGAUAUAAAUGUCAAUGGCGACGACAAUGAAAUGGAGGACGAAGAGGAGAAUGAUUGUGAUAGUGAUAAUUUCUUUAUAUAUGACACAGAUGAGGGAUUUGAAUUACAAAAGAAGUCCACCAUGUCUCAAGCUAGUGAUGACGAUUUAAUAUUGUCUCAAGAAUCUGGACAAACUUACGAUAGUGCCGAUGAUAAUUUAGAAACACAGGGAAAUAAACCGCCCAAGACUUUAGAACCGAUAACAACAACGUCAUAUAGGAUUGAAGAUUCUCAAAAUGGUGAAAUAAAGUUUUUGAAAAAAUCCGGCGAUGAUAUUGUGUUAUCAGAAAAUAAUAUUGAUGAUAACAAUGUCCAGCUGCAGAAUGCAAACAUAAUGAUUUUGGACUAUCCCACGGAAGAUGGCGAGGAGGAAGAGCAUUUAGAAUUGAUUGAUUGUGGCGAAGAUUAUAUCAACAAGAAUAUGAAACCAAUUAUUUUGAAAACCCAGACAAUAAAGACCAGCCAACCAAUAGAGGAAAGUGAUAUUUCCACAAAUGGACAACAACAAUUUACAUCAGCUACUGUGGAAACGACCACAACCACUACAACACUAAUGUCGAAAACCUAUACCCUACAACGUCAGACAGAUACACCAAAAACAUUCAAAUGCAACAGUUGUCCCAUGGUGUUUUCAACAAAUACCUCACUGGAACGACAUUUACGGACACAUCGAAAAGGUGAAGAAACUGGUGUUUCAUUUCAGUGUCCCGAAUGUCAGGUUGUAGUGUCCUGUGCCAGCGCUUUGCGACGACACAUGUACGUCCAUUGUGAGGAGAAACCUUUUAUUUGUUCCGAGUGCGGCCGGUCAUUUGUUCAAAAGGAAAUACUCAAACGUCAUAUGCAGACACAUACCGGCGUUAAACCGUAUCAAUGUGAACACUGUGAUCGUUCGUUUGCUCAACGUAUUAACUUGAAACAGCAUAUUAAUAGACAUCACACAGAUGAACCACAAAUUCAACAACAUUCCUGUCAUUUGUGCCCAAAGCGUUUUAAUCAUGCAUCAGGAUUGAGUCGCCAUUUGGCCUCGCAUAGUGGUGUGGCAUUUCAGUGCUCCGAAUGUGAUCGUACCUUUGGUGAUCGUUCGUCCAUCAAGCGACACAUUGCCAAUAAACAUGGUGGUGGUGUUUUCAAAGAACCAAAGUUGGAGAAAGAUUAAUCUUAUUUUUUAGGAAUUUUUAAUUUGUAGUAUUCAUAUAUAUUUUUCCAGUACAAAUAUAUGCUGUAGUUUUACAAUUUUCUUUUAAUAA